Molecule: messenger RNA, 405 nt
Organism: Penicillium argentinense
Lineage: Eukaryota; Fungi; Ascomycota; Eurotiomycetes; Eurotiales; Aspergillaceae
Product: aegerolysin family protein
Exons: 2
Coding region: 1-405 (134 amino acids)
Biological process (GO): symbiont-mediated hemolysis of host erythrocyte
Source: RefSeq, a predicted model, not a curated record
AUGGCCUCCGCAUUGUCCCAGCAAUACCUUCAAAUCCAAAUUCAGGAUGAUUUAAAAUAUGAUAUUCGUAUCGAAAACGCGGACCUUGAGAGUGGUCAAUUUUACAGAGAGGAUGAUCGAAACGAUAUUUUAUCGUCUGACGAUGUCGACGACAUGGUUAUUCGCCAUAACGGUGGUAUACGGACCGUCUGUUCUAUGUACGGGUCUCAAGGAAGCAUCGAUCUCGUUGACGAUGUAAAGGAUACGAGGAUUUGCAGUCUAGCCUGGAGAGCUUCUAUGGAGCCCGGAGAACCGAAUGAAUUCAGAAAACUCAACCACGACUCAAAGUACAUGGUUGAAAUUGGCAAAUGGAAUGAAACCGGUACUAUGGGAGCGAUCCCUGUUACCAUUAAGGAGCAAUCUUGA